Messenger RNA from Saccharomyces paradoxus, 645 nucleotides. RefSeq names its product Hop2p (gene HOP2). The transcript has 3 exons. Gene Ontology annotation, molecular function: double-stranded DNA binding; recombinase activator activity. Gene Ontology annotation, cellular component: condensed nuclear chromosome; DNA recombinase auxiliary factor complex. Gene Ontology annotation, biological process: meiotic strand invasion involved in reciprocal meiotic recombination; homologous chromosome pairing at meiosis; meiotic joint molecule formation. The record is from RefSeq and is a predicted model, not a curated record. The coding region runs from base 1 to 645 and encodes 214 amino acids. Lineage: Eukaryota; Fungi; Ascomycota; Saccharomycetes; Saccharomycetales; Saccharomycetaceae.
AUGGCACCGAAAAAGAAAUCAAAUGAUAAAGCCCUUCAGGCAAAAGGUUCAGAAGCUGAACAAUUAAUAGAAGACUAUUUGGUAUCACAAUAUAAACCAUUUUCUGUAAAUGAUAUAAUUCAGAAUCUGCAUAACAAAGUGACCAAGACAACUGCAACUAAAGCAUUAGAAAAUCUCGUUAACGAGAAACGCAUAGUGUCUAAGACCUUUGGAAAGAUCGUAAUUUACUCUUGUAAUGAACAAGAAACAGCGUUACCAAGUAAUGUCGACUCUUCUCAGUUUGAUUUUGAAACCGUACUGCAACUGAGAAAUGAUUUGAUAGAACUGGAGAGGGAUAAAUCGAUGGCUAAAGAUGCUCUUGACUCUGUAGCUAAGGAACCUGAAAAUAAAGAACUCUUAACAAUCAUUGAAAAUGAGGAAAACGAGUUGAAAGAAAUAGAGUCAAAAUUACAAAGUUUACAGGGCGAUUGGAAUCCUGCCAAUGAUGAAAUUGUCAAACGGAUAAUGUCUGAAGAUACGCUUUUACAAAAAGAGAUCACGAAAAGAUCAAAGAUUUGCAAAAGCCUAAUUGCCACAAUAAAGGACUCAGUGUGCCCAAAAAAUAUGGAUGAGUUUUUGGAGGAAAUUGGAUUUGAAGUCAUUUGA